AUGAGCGCGCCGCCCAGCAUUCCUCUUUUUCCUCCGCCAGGGAGCACUGCCGGCUUUACGUUUGCCUCACCUGCGUCGUUUCACUCCAUGGCGCCGCCUAGGGGAGGAGCCGGUGGCGCCGCGCGGGCAAGUGCGGCCGCAGCUGCCUCGCGAAGCCGCACGGCUGCAGCCCGAGCCGCUGUCGCUGCGGCGCGGGCGAAUGGAGGCUUGGGGUCGCACAAACGCCCUCGGCCGGCUGGCGGACUUGUGCCUCCUGGGCUUCCUUUCGGCGCCGCGAAAACUCGGCGCUCGACGCUGCAAAGCGUGCCUGCGACGAGGUCGACCCGCGCCUCCACGGCUGCCAUCCUGCAACACAGCACCGCGCUUCAUGGGUCGCAGCCUGAGCCGGCUGCCUCGGGGGCAUGUGUCCCCUACAGAGUCGGGCAAGUCCUCACAGACGCCUUGAAUCGCCUGCAGAAAAAAGACAAAAAACUGAUCUUUGCCUCCGCGGUCGACAAAGCGCUCGUUCCCGACUACUACGUCGUCAUCAAGCAACCCAUGUUCUUUGAGAAAAUGAAACAAAAGAUACGCGACAGAGAGUACAGAACUCUGGAUGCGUUUGACGCGGAUGUCGAACUCAUCAUCAGCAACUGCCGUCUAUACAACCAGCCAGACACGCCGUAUUGCAGAGUUGCGUCUCUCGUGGAGACCUGCUGGCACAAGCUCCGCGAGCGUGUCAAGGUCAAGUUCGCCGCUGCGGCGGCGGCCGACGCGGCGGACGAGGCCGCUCUCACCGCGCACCGUCCCUCGGGCUUGACAGGCCCCGGCGCGGCCUCCACGUCUGCCUCGCCCGCCCCAGGCGGCGCUGCGUCGCAGCGGGCUGCGGGACUGCUUGGAACGCUCGGCCGUUCGCAGCCUGGCGCGGGCCUCGCCCCUGCAAGUGACAGAACUGCCGGUGGCCUUGGCGAGCUGGCGGGCGCCGCCGCCCCCGGGGCCGGCGCGCGGGCCGCUGGAACCCCAGGCGCCGGAGGCGCGUCUCCCGGCGCCGGAGACAGUGGGGACGCGGCUGCGGUCGGAGCGUCCAGCAGUGGCGCAAAGGGGACCUCAGGCCUCCGCGUGCAGGAAGGCCCGCGCGCCGCAGGCCCCGAGGCCUGGGCGGCGUCUCCGCACGGCGCAGCGCGGGGUCUUCUGCGGCAGUCCACAGGUGAAGAGCUGCUUUGUCUCCUCCGCAUGGCGGCCGAUCCCGCGGCGGCGGCGAGGCUCGACGAGCUGCGAAGCCAGCGAGAGGGAGGCGCGGGCAUGGCACCCGACGGUGGGGGGGCGCCGGAAGGGGCGGGGGCUGCGGCGCUCGGCGCCUGCGGGCCUGCUGGGGUGGAGGAAGGCGCGGCCGCAGCAGCUUCCAAGGCGAAAGCGAAGGAGACUCAGAAGGGCAAGAAACCGCUCGACGCGGGAGACGCCAGUCUCUCGCGGGAAACGGGCCUCGCGCCCGCGGCCGUGUCUGCGGCCCGCAAGAAGGAUCCCUUCUUCUGGGCCUCGGUGAUGGUGCCGAAUCUCCCCGGCUCGCCCUCGCCGGCCUGGACGCAGACGCUGGGGCCUGUGGAGUACGCCGCGCCUGCGGCCGGAGCGUCCGGUUCGCAGCAGAAGACUGCGCAGCCGCUGUACCACAAGAGCCUGCAAACGUUUCUCGGCGAAGACACGCUGGCGCGUCUAGACAGCUUCUUCCCCGACACGCGCCGGGAACUGCAGAGAUUUGCUCAGCAGGAGGCGCUGCGGGCCCCGCUCAACGACCUCCGGAUUUUCGGCGUGGACACGGCUGACUUCCCGGCGUACAACUCGAAACUCUCCGUGGACAACAACUACCUCCUGGGCGUCGGCGAAGGCCACGUGCAGGCUGCGGCGACGCUGGCGACGAGUCUGCCUUCUGUGCACGCGGACGGCGAGGCGGCGGCGCUGCCGGCGUGCGCUCCGGCUGCGCGGCUGGCUCUCUCGUCCCUCCACGGACUGGUCCAAAAGCACGCGCACCUGCGGAACCCGCAGCUGCAUCCGAAGCCCGAGCCCCCGGCGCGGCUGCGGGUCCGCGCGGCGCACCUCGGCGGAGGCCGCUUGCUGUCCGCGCCGCUCCUGGCCUCCGGAGCCCUGCGGCCCGCAGGCGCGGCCCUCCCGUCGUCACCGGCGCACGCCUCACAGGCCGGCGCGGGGGGCGACGGCGCCGAGCGCCCCGGGGGGGAGGAGGCUCGCGGCAGGCGCUGCCCGCCGGCGUUUCGGCGUUCGGGCCGCCGCCGCCGCGUGAGAACGGCCAGCGGCCAGCAGCCACAGGCGCUUCGGCGAGGGACGAGGUGGCUGCAGCAGCCGCAGGUCCGCACCUCCUCGCGGGAAAGGAGGAGCACGAGGAGAAGGCGGCAGACGGCGCAUUUGCUUCGUCAGUCUGCGAGAGCGCGUCGGAAGCGGGGCGGGGCCUGCAGAAACGCGAAGCAGGCUCGACUGUCGCGCCGUUGGAGUCUGAGGGCGGACGCGGGCGGCGUUCGCGCCAGAGAAAACAAGGAGGACCACCUGCUGCAUGCUGCAGUCCGCCAGCACUUCAACCGUCUGAUUGAGCAAGUGCUCAGCUCGCCGCAGCAGCGGCUUCUCCAGCUGCAGCAGCGCAAGCGCGCCUUUGCGCAGACGCUUCAGCGGUUGAUGCCUGCUGCGAGCCCGGGGCAAGCCAACGCCGAACUGGUGCCUGCACAUCUCGCGCCAGGAACCUCUGCGCCUCUCCAGGCUUCUUCGCUUCAGAUCAAAGAAGCGGGCGCGGCAGCGGCUCUGCCGAGCGGUCGCGCAGAGGGCGGCUCACCAGCGAGAGAGACUGAAGUCUCGUUGACUCCCCAAGGCAAAUUGCACGCCGUCUCCGCGCAGCCGCAUUCCUCGACGCAGGCGUCUCAGCUGCAGCAAGGGGUCGCUCACGCGCCAGACCCUCCGCAGGCAGCGCGAGUUUCUUCUCAACAGGCGACGACGUCUCCGCUCAGUCGCCAAGGCGCCGGCGCUGAAGCGACCGGAGCGCGAGAGACACGGCCGGCGGACUGUGGCUCCGCAGGUUCAGCCGCGGACAGGGGCCGCGCUCCCGCAGCAGCGGGCUCGGAGAUGAGUGGAUGCAGUUCAAGUCCCCAGUUUGCGGCGCCUCUGCCAGGGGCGGCAACUCCUCAGUGCGGGCCUUCUCCCACGCUCGCGGGCGGGUCGUCUGCUCCCGCCUCCACGGCGCGGCCAGAGUCCUAUCAGGCUGGUCAGUCUCCUGUCGCCUUGACUUCGCAGCCUUAUUCCGCUGCUGUUCACGCUCCCGCUGGGGGGGCGUCGCCCUUCCAGCCCCAGCCAGGAGGCGGACAGCCCCGGUCGCACGUGCCUGCGGCGGCGCAUGCCUCGUCGUUCCCCUCCCAGACGGCUUUCGCCUCGCCUCCAGCCUCGCAGGCGUCGGCUGCGUACCUUCCGCAGUCAUCGUGUACCCUUCCAGGGGCUGCGCCAGAGGUUCACUCCUCGCCUUCUGCGUCGCUUUCGACUGUAGUCGGUGCGAAGGCUGGCUUCUGCAAGCGCAACGACUUGCAGCGCCGGACCCCUCCGGCGGGAGGGACAGCGCUGCAGGCGCCGUCGCAGGUGCAGGCCUCCGCUCCGCAGCCUCUUGCGGGUGUGCCUUUGCAGGCUUCGCCCUCCUCAGGAGGCACCUCCGCACCAUUUUUUUCUGCGCCGUCGCCGCACGUGCCCCCGGCGUCGCACGCGUCUCUGGAGCUGACUGGCUCCACGGCGCCGCCGUCUCCGCUUCCCAUGCGACCAAGGAGAGUCGAGAGCCACGAAGGCCCCCCGCGAGCAAGAGACGCUACGCCCUCCUUCGGGGGGAGCUCGCACCGCCCCUUCGUUGCAGGGGGAAACAACGGUGGAGGCGGAGGAGGCGCCAUGACGCCGCUGCCCGAGUCGUGGCCUAACGGGCGUGCGGAAGUCCGUGGCGCCUGCGCGGGCGCGGACACUACGGAGGGGUCCGGUCUCCGUGCGGCCUACCCCGCUCAGGCGCCGGCGAUGUCUGCACCCGCGCUUGGCUCGGCGUCCUUUCCGUCGUCUCCGCUUCUCGUGCUCGGGGCUCCAACGCAGCGUGCUCCCGCGCGAGAGCCCUGA
Messenger RNA from Besnoitia besnoiti, 4113 nucleotides. RefSeq lists its product as uncharacterized. Lineage: Eukaryota; Apicomplexa; Conoidasida; Eucoccidiorida; Sarcocystidae. Gene Ontology annotation, molecular function: protein binding. The coding region runs from base 1 to 4113 and encodes 1370 amino acids. The transcript is spliced from 7 exons. The record is from RefSeq and is a predicted model, not a curated record.